GGCUCAUAAUUCAUGAUCUCUUUCAACAAUAUGAAUGAAAUCGACCAUUUUAGUGCGAAGUGCAAUUGCUUUGUACAUUUCAAACAGUGUUCAUCAUUGGUUAUCGCUCCCUGUCCGGUUUGAUUGAGUUGUGUUAGCUAGCUACCGUAGGUAGCUAUGAUAACUAUGUAGCUAUCCCAGACUUGAUCUACAUGAAUCAGAGAUGCAUAGUCAUAUAGCUAGUUAUCAGAAUAUUAAUUGUUAAAUAUAUCCCGUUUAUGCAUGCAUGCAUGGAGACUAGUGGCGUGUGUAUCAGAACUAAUCAGAUAGUGGGGUACGAAAUCAUUAACACCCAUAAAGAUAAGCAGAAAUGGCUCUAAAAUAUAUAAUUCAAAUAUUGAGCUAUAUUGUAUGCUCAACAUUUUUUGUAAAUUAUAUUAUUAUAUACUAAUACAAAUGCUCAGAGAAAUACAUUUUGUUUAACAAGUAACACAUGUUUUUCUCAAAAAGGCAAGGGUCAACAUGAUUGACUCCCUAGUUCUGGUAGCCUGGCCGGUAGGCGCGUUUGGCCAGUAACCGAACUGUUAAAUAAAGGGGUGUCAGAGUUUAAAUAUGUCGUGGAUAAGGGAAGGUGAAUUGAACCUCAUUGAGAAGCUCUCAGCCAACAUACUGAAGGCUGGCCCGAUGCCCAAACAUGUGGCCUUUAUCAUGGAUGGCAACCGGCGCUACGCCCGCAAGCGUCAGGUGGAGCGCCAGGAGGGACACACACAGGGUUUUGACAAACUGGCAGAGACACUACGCUGGUGCCUGAACCUGAGCAUCCAUGAGGUCACCGUGUACGCCUUCAGCAUCGAGAACUUCAAGCGGUCUAAAGACGAGGUGGACGGCCUCAUGGAGCUGGCCAAGCAGAAGUUCAUCAGACUGCUAGAAGAACAGGAUAACCUGGAGAAGCAUGGGGUGUGCAUCCGGGUGUUGGGAGACCUGACACUACUGCCUCUGGACCUGCAGCAGCACAUAGCCCGGGCUGUGGUGGCCACCAGGACUCAUAACAAAUGCUUUCUGAACGUGUGCUUUGCCUACACCUCAAGACAUGAAAUCGCUAAUGCCGUCAGAGAGAUGGCUUGGGGUGUGGAGCAGGGACUUAUCAAAUCCAGUGAUGUGUCGGAGGCCCUGCUGAGUCGGUGUCUGUACAGCAGUAACUCUCCCAAUCCUGACCUGCUCAUUCGCACGUCUGGAGAGGUGCGACUCAGUGACUUCCUGCUGUGGCAGACGUCCCACUCCUGCUUAGUGUUCCAGUCAGUUCUGUGGCCAGAGUACUCCUUCUGGAACCUGUGUGAAGCCAUUCUGCAGUAUCAGCUCAAUCACAGACCUCUUCAGAAAGCCAGAGAUCAACACAGAGAGGGACAGGCCCUACAGCAGCAUGAGGCAGACCGGGCCUGUUUAGCAGACCUCCUACAUCACCACGGCAAUGGAAAGGAAGCACUGCUCAACUACACUGCCAGCCGAGAGGAACGGGUUCAGGACUUCCUUGGUGCACUCCAGCACAAGAGAGACUCCUUCCUUACUGACUUAACCAGCCAAGCUGCUCUGGCAUAAAGAGGGGAUGAGAGGAACAUAAUGCUCCCCAUCCUGAAUUGGGGGAGCAAUCCCAUCUCUCUUCCUCUUCCCUAAAGGGCUGAGUGGUUUUAAACUUCUUAUUUUGUAUGAGUGAUUUUACCCCUAUGGGGCUGUAUGUGGGAUAUUUAUGUGUAUAUUCUAAAAGAGAAGUCUGAUCAAAGUCUAAUAAAAAGAGAAGUCUGGUAAAGAGCUAAUAAUUAUAUAAGUUCUGUAAAAUCUGUCUGUCAAAUGCAUGCCAUAGAUAUUCUUGUUGGAUUGAUAUUCACAAUGAAAUCUGAGUACUCGCUCCCAGAGAAGAUACACAUCGGAGGCAACCAUUUACCACAGCACCAGCUACACUACAUGACCAAAAGUAUGUGGACAACUGCUCGUCGAACAUCUCAUUUCAAACUCAUGGGCGUUAAUAUGCGGCAGGUAACCUAGUGGUUAGUGUUGGGCCCGUAACUGAAACGGUUGCUAGAUCGAAUCCCCGAGCUGACAAGGUAAAAAUCUGUUGUUCUGCUCCUGAACAAGGCACUUAAGCCACUGUUCCUAGGCCGUCAUUGUAAAUAAGAAUUUGUUAUUUACUGACCUGCCUAGUUAAAUAAAAAUUUUAAAAACAUGGAGGUCCCCCUUUGCUGCUAUAACAGCUUCCAUUCUUUUGGGAAGACUGUCCACUAGAUGUUGGAACAUUGCUGCGUGGACUUGCUUCCAUUCAGCCACAAGAGCAUUAGUGAGGUUGGGUACUGAUGUAGGGCGAUUAGGCCUGUCUUGAAGUUGGCGUUCGAUGGGGUUGAGGUCAGGUCUUUGUGCAGUCCAGUCAUGUUCUUCCACACUGAUCUCGACAAACCAUUUAUGUAUGGACCUCGAUUUGUGCAUGGGGGCAUUGUUAUGCUGAAACAGGAAAAGGCCUUCCCCAAACUGUUGCCACAAAGUUGGAAGCACAGACUCGUCUAGAAUGUCAUAUGCUGUAGCCAUAAGAUUUCCCUUCACUGGAACUAAGGGGCCGAGCCUGAACCAUGAAGAACAGCCCCCGACCAUUAUUUCUCCAACCUUUACAGUUCUGCCAAACCCAGAUUAGUUUGUCCAACUGCCAGAUGGUGAAGUGUGAUUUGUGAGCCGUUGUUGCUCCUAGACGUUUCCACUUCACAAUAACAAUACUUCAUGUUGACCAGGGCAGCUCAAGCAGGGUAGAAAGUUGACAAACUGAAUUGUACAACGUUGCAAGUCACAGCUCUUCAGUAAGGCCAUUCUACUGCCAAUGUUUGUCUAUGGAGAUUGCAUGGCUGUGUGCUCGAUUUUAAUACAGCUGUCAACAAUGGUUGUGGCUGAAAUAGCCGACUCCAGUUUUGAAGGAGUGUCCAGAUACUUUUGUGUAUAUAAACAUCCUCUCACUGUCAACUGCUUUUAUUUUCAGCAAACUUAACAUGUGUAAAUAUUUGUAUGAAGAUGACAAGAUUAAACAACUGAGACAUAAACUGAACAAUUUCCACAGAAAUGGAAUAAUGUGUCCCUGAACAAAGGAGGGGGUCAAAAGUAACAGUCAGUAUCCGGUGUGGCCACCAGCUGCAUUAAGUAUUGCAGUGCAUCUCCUCUGCAUGGACUGCACCAGAUUUGCCAGUUCUUGCUGUGAGGUGUUACCCCACUCUUCCACCAAGGCACCUGCAAGUUCCCGGACAUUUCUGGGGGGAAUGGCCCUAGCCCUCCGAUCCAACAGGUCCCAGACGUGCUCAAUGGGAUUGAGAUCCGGGCUCUUAGCUGGCCAUGGCAGAACACUGACAUUCCUGUCUUGCAGGAAAUCACGCACAGAACGAGCAGUAUGGCUGGUGGCAUUGUCAUGCUGGAGGGUCAUGUCAGGAUGAGCCUGCAGGAAUGGUACCACAUGAGGGAGGAGGAUGUAUUCCCUGUAACGCAAAGCUUUGAGAUUGCCUGCAAUGACAACACGCUCCGUCCGAUGAUGCUGUGACACCUCCCAGACCAUGACAAACCCUCCACCUUCAAAUCGAUCCCGCUCCAGUGUACAGGCCUCGGUGUAACGCUCAUUCCUUCGAUGACCAGCACGAAUCCGACCAUCACCCCUGGUGAGACAAAACCGCGAGUCGUUAGUGAAGAGCACUUUUUGCCAGUCCUGUCUGGUCCAGUGACGGUGGGUUUGUGCCCAUAGGCGACAUUGUUGCUGGUGAUGUCUGGUGAGGACCUGCCUUACAAGAGGCCUACAAGCCCUCAGUCCAGCCUCUGUCAGCCUAUUGCGGACAGUCUGAGCAUCAAUGGAGUGAUUGUGCAUUCCUGGUGUACCCUGUGCAGUUGUUGUUGCCAUCCUGUACCUGUCCCGCAGGUGUCACGUUUGGAUGUACCGAUCUUGUGCAGGUGUUGUUCCACGUGGUCUGCCACUGCAAGGACGAUCAGCUGUCCGUCCUGCCUCCCUGUAGCGCUGUCUUAGGUGUCUCACAGUUUGGACAUUGCAAUUUACUGCCCUGGCCACAUUUGCAGCAUACCUAAGGCACGUUCAUGCAGAUGAGAAGGGACCAUGGGCAUCUUUCUUUUGGUGUUUUUCAGAGUCAGUUAAAAGGCCUCUUUAGUGUCCUAAGUUUUCUUAACUGUGACCUUAAUUGCUUACCGUCUGUAAGCUGUUAGUGUCUAAACGACCGUUCCACAGGUGCAUGUUUAUCAAUUGUUUAUGGUUCAUUGAACAAGCAUGGGAAACAGUGUUUAAACGCAUUACAAUGAAGAUCUGUGAAGUCUUUUUGGAUUUUUACGAAUUAUCUUUGAAAGAUAGGGUCCUGAAAAGGGGACGUUUCUUUUUUUGCUGAGUUUAUAGUGUAUGUGUGCUGGACUGGUCAAGUCAAAUUUUCAAUGAAUGUCAUUGUGCAAUAACUGUUAUGGCCAUGGAUGCCCAUAUUUGACAUGUAAAAGAACUAUAUUUUUACCAGGUUUCUUUAUCUUGCUGAAUAAACGUGAUUGUUAAUUCAGUGUAAUGUUCAUUACAUUACUUAUAUUCAUAACAAAUUGUACAUCCGAAUGGAUGAUUUUUUAAAAACUUUUUAUAGUCUGUUUUAUAUGGUAUCAUUGACGGGGUGAUGCACACUGCAGACACAAAGUUUCUAAACCCAGAGGGGCAACAUCGCGAGACUGCCGGGAAUGCUUGUGAAGCAGAUCAAGCAGACAAUGCGGGUUUUGGGUUAGAGAUGUCAAAAGAGUAGUGAAACAUUCUUCUUUAGCUGUUCAUUUUCUGGAAAUGUAGGUACAACCUAUAAACGUAUUAAGUAGUUGAACAUGUUAUUACCCCAACUUCGUGAAAUUGACCAACUGACACGUUUACAUUUGUCAAAAAAACUACUUUAUAAUGGAAGGGGUGCCUUUGAUUUGAUGGCGGCAAAAUGCGCAGUUCGACGCGAGACAAACCUGAGACAAGAUUGUGUUUCUGCGCAUGAGUUUAGCAAGCCAACGUCUCCAUGACAUCGCCUACAAGCGUGAUCGGGGAUUUUGAUUGGAGAAGCAGUUUCUCCCUAUGCUGUACUGUCUUUGCUGCAGAAACCACGCCACCUUGUUACAGCCGUGGUAUUUAUCAUGCGCUAUCUCUUUAAGAUAAUGGAGACGCCCACAAGCACGUGAUUUGUUUUCAUCCAAUGUAUGACUUAAAAUAUAAAAACUGGUUCAAACCGGUUUCUAUCUUAUAUUUUACAUUCGGUCAUUAUUUUACAUUCACCAUUGUUGCAUUGCUAACGUGGCUAGAAGAGCUUAGUGAGAUAGCCAACAACUCACAUUAAAAAAAGAAAAAAAAGAAAAUUGUGUUGCAAUUCCCGAACAAUCAUCAACAUGCCUAAAAGAAAGAGUGCUACCAAGGGAGAUGAGCCUGCAAGACGUUCAGCACGUUUGUCAUCUAGACCUGCGCCAAAGCCGGCUGCCAAACCCAAAAAAGCGGCAGCACCCAAAAAGCCAGUCAAAGGAAAGAAGGCAGCUGAGAACGGUGAUGCCAAGGCUGAGGCGAAGGUUGAAGCCGCUGGAGACGCCAAAUGAAGAACUGUUUGAAGUUGUGAUCAUUCUGUGUACUUGGUGACUGUACAGUUUAAAAUAAGUAUUUUUUACCAAGUUUUUUUUAUAUUAAAAGAUAUCAUUUAUAGUUCAUUGUGGGCUUACAUUUGACGUAAUGAAGCUGUUCCCAAGGGGUUGUCACGUUCAUAUCCAUUUUUUAUGCCUUGUUUAAAUGAAUACCGUCCAUAUCCAGUCAAAGUUUUAAAAACCACACAGAAAAAACUUCUACCCCUGUUUUGUUUUUUUACUGCUGAAUGUUAUUUUCCAACAUAAAUCUAAACAUUAAAGGCAGCUAAAGUGUGUUUCUAAAAUGUUUAAGAGGAAUAGGGUUUUUGCCACUCCUUUUAGUUUUUUAUUGUACAAGUAAUAUGAAUUAAUUACAUACCAAAUGUUUUGAAUCAACAUCAGAUCUUCUCAUUCAGGAGACAAAAGACACCGUUUGAAAGUAAUCACUAACUUGUAUUAGGUCAACACACAAAAUUAAUAAUGUGAACUUAAUCAUUUGUUCUAUUGUUUAUUUUAUUAAAUUGUUCUGUAAAAACAGUGGAAAGAGCUAUUGUGACGCCUAUGAAAUUUUAAAUGUUCUUGAAUAAAAUGAUAAAAAGGCUA
Molecule: messenger RNA, 6216 nt
Organism: Oncorhynchus masou masou (cherry salmon)
Lineage: Eukaryota; Metazoa; Chordata; Actinopteri; Salmoniformes; Salmonidae
Product: dehydrodolichyl diphosphate synthase complex subunit DHDDS-like
Exons: 14
Coding region: 592-1575 (327 amino acids)
Biological process (GO): polyprenol biosynthetic process
Cellular component (GO): dehydrodolichyl diphosphate synthase complex; endoplasmic reticulum
Molecular function (GO): ditrans,polycis-polyprenyl diphosphate synthase [(2E,6E)-farnesyl diphosphate specific] activity
Source: RefSeq, a predicted model, not a curated record